This is a messenger RNA of Pestalotiopsis fici W106-1, 4725 nucleotides long. RefSeq lists its product as uncharacterized. The transcript has 7 exons. The coding region runs from base 1 to 4725 and encodes 1574 amino acids. Gene Ontology annotation, molecular function: protein binding. The record is from RefSeq and is a predicted model, not a curated record. Lineage: Eukaryota; Fungi; Ascomycota; Sordariomycetes; Amphisphaeriales; Sporocadaceae.
AUGUCGGACGCCGCGGAAGAUGUUGCGUUCAGCGAAGCCCUCGAGCGGUUCCGCAAGAACCUCACCAAAGACCAACGAGAACAGUUUGCUGGCUGCAACAAGAAAGAAGUCCAGAAGACGAUCGCCGAUAUACAGCAACGACACGGUUCCCAAAGACGACAGAAGAAUAUGAGGCGGGUGUCGAAAUUCAUUGAGGGUAUGUCCCAAUUGGGUCAGGUGAUAGAGGUUUUCCUCAACGUGGAUGUCACUGUGGCCUUCAUCUGGACUGCAAGCACCUGUGUCGAGACGUUGGAUCUAUUGCUGGACACGUAUGCAGAAAUCGGCGAGACUCUUCCUGGGCUUGCUCAAAUUGGCACACUCUUCAAAGAUUAUGACGAAGUCGGAAAACAACUCAAGAACUAUUAUUGUGAUGUGCUCGAGUUCAACAAGAGCGCGUUGGAGGUCUUUUCGCGACCUGCGUGGAAAACGGUUUUUCAUUCGACGUGGAAAACAUUUCAAACAGAGUUCAGGCCAAUUCUUUCCAAAUUCAAAAUGCAUCAAAAGCUCCUAUCGGAGGAGAAGCUGACUUCACUCAUGAGCGAGAUGCAACGCAUGAAAUGCGCGACAAGGGACAAUUUUCAACAGUUGAGAAAUGACAUGUCUGCAAUAAUUGCACGAGAUGAAGCCAAGAUUCUUGCAGAAACAGAGGAGAGACGGCGCGAGAAGCGUCGCAUGCUUCGCGACGAGCUCGGAUCUCCAGACUAUCAGCAAGACCAGGAGGAUAGCUUUGCUGUGCUCCGAGAAAGUUCAUCGGGAGAUUGGAUUGCAAACGAACCCAUUUUCAAAGAUUGGUCUGAUUUAUCAAGCACACAAUCCCCCUUGAUCUAUCUCAGUGGAAUACCAGGCGCAGGCAAAACCACUCUGGUGUCCGGCAUCGUGGAUCAUUUCCUUGAAUUGAAAAGAACGACUAAUCUAGGCGCAAGUCAGCUGUCGGUCGUGUACUUUUAUUUCAAAUACUCGUGUGACGACAAGCGCGAUUUGCAGAGAAUGAUGCGGAGCAUUCUCUCCCAGCUGGUCGACCAGGAUCCAAGUUUGCUCGAUUUCAUUUACAAAGAAAUGUGUAGUGGACUCAGCCUUUCAUCUGAUCGACUCAAAAAGUUGACAGAGACUGCAAUUCGCUCUCAACGGCUUUGCUUCCUCGUUGUUGAUGGGCUAGAUGAAUGUGCCAGACACGAAAAUUCAAACAUGAGCGAAGCUGUAAGAGUUCUCGAGUGGCUGAAAGGUCUCAAUGUACAUUCCUCCAGUGUGCAAAACAACAUUCGAAUCCUUGUCUCGGCUCAGAGGGAUGGCGUCAUUGAAGACAUGUUGAAGGAGUACCCUACAUUGCAGCUUGAAAAUAUGAAGCCACAUGAAAUCGACAUACAACGAUAUGUUAGAUCAAAAGCUCAAAAGAUCUGCCAGAGGUUCUCUGACAGCCAUGUCGCUGUUGAAAGCAAGAUUGUUGAAAAGAUCACCACUGCUUCCAAGGGUAUGUUUCUGUAUGCCAAGGUCGUUCUCGAUAAUCUCAUCGAGCAAAUGACUGUCUUGGACUUUGAAAUCGAGAUGGAAGACAAGAAUUUCCCGAAAAAGCUUGAGCAAGCUUAUGCCCGUGUCGUCGAGAGGGUUCUGAAAAACUCAAAAGAACAGGAAAGACAAAUCGCCGAGAAGAUUCUAGGUUGGGUGGUUUGUGCCUACAGACCUCUGCGAUGGAGGGAAAUUCAAAGCCUGUUUUGCAUUGACUCGAAAGCUGGGACCGCAGAUACGCGCCGCCGCCCCCUGAAGUCGUGCAAGUACUUCUGCAGCUCCCUCGUUGAUAUCACGGGAUGCAAGAACGAUUCGGAGGGCAACGAAGCCCGCAUUGAACUGGUACAUGUUUCUGCGAAACAAUACUUGAUCCAUACCCAAUCCAUCUGCCUCGCUUCCGAACAUGCAAAGAUGGCAUUGUUCAGUUCUCGCUACCUUCUAUCAAAGCCAUUUCAAUCGCAGGCAUUCGACGAGGUGCAGGGUUAUGCGUUGAGUGGGUACUAUAAUGUACAUGACUAUUUCGUUACAUCCUGGUGGCAUCACACGAACGAAAGCUUCAAGCACAUUUCGUCAUGCCCGGAGAAUAUUCUUUCAGAGAUGGUCAUUUCGCUGUCUAGAUAUCUUCGACAACAUUUCACGCAAUAUGUUGACGAGCAUGUGAUUCACUCAACUUCAGAUCAGACUUUUGCACAGUUUCGUCGGCUUCCAGUGGAUCAGCGAAGUCGUGAGGAGUCAGGAAGUCUCGGAGAGCGCACUCGAUCAGUCAGAGAAGCUCUCGAACUCGUAUGGAAGCUGGUACCACAGCAUCCAAACACAAAGAUCAGCACAGGUCUCCAGUUAUACGGGCCGAAACAUUAUAAAUGCCCUCACAGUUGGUGUCAUUGCUUCGAAGAUGGGUUUCUGCACCGCAAAGAGCGCGAUGACCACAUCAACCAGCAUAUGAGACCGUUCCGUUGUCCGGUUGAUGGUUGUUAUGCGACUAGUCUGGGCUUUGCAUCUCAGCUGCAGCUUCAACAGCAUGACAAACGGUAUCAUCCAGGACCAGAGGAGCCUCGAUUCUUCGUGUCUGAAACACCAAAAGAAUACAAGAAUGUGUGGGCCGCCAUUGCAGAGGGGGCCUUGGAGGCUGUUACUACGAUCAUUGACAAGGAAAUCAAGAGUUCGGGUUUCUUUGACUUUAGUAAAAGAUACCGAAGGGGAGGAGACUCUUUGGCAGGGACCACCGCCCUCGAGUGUGCCGUCAUGUUCGGAAACUUCGAUAUCUGCCAAUUGCUCCUUUCUAAAGGGGCAUCGCCAUUUGCCAAAGGAGCAUGGCCACUCGACCUGAAUCCGAAAUAUUCAUCCGCGUUGCAAAUCGCAAUCGAGGCCAACGAUGCCGACAUCAUGAGCAUGCUCAUCAGUCAUUUCCAAACUAAAGACAUCCAAAACGCGAUGGGUUCUGAGACGAAAAGCCUUCUUGAACAUGCAUGUGCGGAAACUCAGAAUGCAUUCAUGAACGCCCUAGAAUUUUAUCACCCCCAAAUUUUGCUCCCUUGUGAGUGGCUCAUGAAUGCUCUCAGACUCAAGCAACGCGAAUGUAUCAAAUUCUACUUCUUACGCCGAGACGGAACCCAUAGGAACAAAACUAUCCUUCCCCUUCCUCCGUCAAAGUACUACUACUUCCAAGAGACGCUAGAUUACCAAAUGACGGGCAACACGUUGUUGCGAUACAUCAUUAGAACAUCUGGAGAGUGUUUCCAGACUCUCCUAUCUUAUGAACAAGAAGACCUGGCCUUGAAGCAAAUUUUCUUCGAAGCCUGUGCCCUAGGGAAACAAAUUAUUUUAUCCCGCCUUCCGCCCAUGAAGCCAGAGCUUUCGGAAUGGUUUGGCUUCGAGGAGAAUUUGAGCUAUUUCAUCGAUCAUCAUGAAGUAAUCGAGAGCUCACAUCCAUUGGUACGGGUCAUCGAGCGAUUGAAACCUAGGAACGUCUGGAACAUCAUCGGCACACACAUCAGGUUCCUCCCCCUAGAACCUUGGCUCAGAGGCAUGAAUACGGGUGCCCUGAAAGAAAUGCUACAUGCUGACAACACUCUUCUUUUCAAGAAGAACGAUGCUGGUGCUACGCUCCUGCAUGGUUUUGUGAAUGCAAAAGAUCCUGAGAUGGUGAAAUUCAUCGCAUCGGUCGAAGGAGUAGAUCUGAAUGCCGCAACAUUGCUCCCGGUGAGGACUUUGUCGACAUAUGAGUCAGCGAGUCUUGUCAUGUAUCAACCAGAGGGGGUGCGACAUCAAGAAAUGCUAUCCGAGGGCGAGAAAGAAAUUUACGAACGUCAUGUGCGAGACUUGUGGGAGGCUCGGAACAAAGAACAUCUUUAUUCAAAUGGACAUGAAAAGGUAAAAAGGGAGAUAAUGGAGUUUUCUUGCAGGGUACGGGAGAACAUCACCGCCAAACAUCGAAUGAUGAGAGCCGCGGCAGUCACUCCAAUCAAAUUGGCAUUAUAUCAACACCCUCAAAACGAUGGAGACCCUGGGACGAUGCCUUGGGACGGCAGAGAAGUCACUCAGAUACUUCUCAGUACUGGGCGUAUCGACAUAUCCAGCGUUGGCGUCACCGACGAGCUCUCUCUUUUGAUUGCAGCGGCGGCAACUCGUGAGACCGACGUGAUGCGAGAUAUCAUUCAAAAGGGACACUCGAAGCUUUGCCCCACAGUCACCAAAGACGAAGCCCGAAGUCUCAUGGUGUGUUUACCUCAUAUUGCCAGCGAUCUCUUGGUCAUCUCUGCUUCUGGUUCGGGUGCCGAGAUCCUGAAAAGAGAACUGAGUAUGAUCAAGAAAUUGGAGGGCACAGGAACAUAUCCCUUGAUGGACUCCUUGAUUGGACACGAGGACUUUUUGAUGGCCAGGAAAUUGCUCAUGCGAAGGAGCGCCGAUGGCUCAAUUGGCUCGGCCGAACGAGAAGCUUUCAUCGAGCAUGCGGUCAAGAAUGAGGAUGUCGACCUCUUGCAAAGAUUACUGAAUGAAAGAGUUAUGAAUAUGGCAAUUUUCCGUAUUGCCGCCAAGGGAUCAGCAACCAUGUUCAAGGCAAUACCUCGAGAUGCGCAGACGAUCAAAGGGGCCACAAGGGAAGACGGAAUGACUUUGCUACAAGUUGCAAAGCUUCACGAGAACAAAAGUGUUCUAGAGUGGCUCUCAUUGCAGAAUAACUAG